AUUGCCCAUCCUGUUUCUUGCAACUUUCUCCGCAAGGCAACUUCAAGAUGUAUCUCAUCCCCAGAGACACAGCUGCACUCGCAGAAUUCGCCAAGAGGCAGAUAUAUUACGGAUCCCGCUGCAAUUACUACGGCAACUGCCGCUCCUCCUGGUACCGCUGGGGACGAUGGGUGCUGGCCGGGAUCCUGAUCUUCAUUGGACUUAUCAUCCUUGCCUUUAUUUUAUUUUGUGGCUCCCGUCGUCGUCGCAGAAAUAGACACGCAGUGCCCAUGACAAGCCAAGCUCCCCUAGGAGGAUUUAAUUCGGGAUAUGGAAAUGAACAACAGUACGGUGCUCCUCUCGGUCCACCGCCGCAGUAUGGUAGCAAUACGGGUGCAGAUUAUGAUGGGUAUUAUGGACAGCAGAGUGGAGUGGCGCAGCCACAGAAUGCAUACAAGCCAUAAGGAGUAUCGGCGUAUGGAAAUUGGGGACAGGAACAGGAUGGAAGGGGAAAUGGAUGGGAUGUAUAUAUGGGCUUGGGUAAUGGGAGACCACAGAAAUUCAGAUAUGGAAUAAUGUGUAAGAUGCAAUGCUAUGUACUUUUUAACUCCUAAGAUAAUGAUGUAUGAAAGUAUGAAAGUAUGAAAGUAUUAAACAUUCUCAUGAGACAGUUUUAGCUGUAAUACUGCUCAAGAUUAUAAAAACG
Messenger RNA from Hyaloscypha bicolor E, 685 nucleotides. RefSeq lists its product as uncharacterized. Gene Ontology annotation, cellular component: intracellular membrane-bounded organelle. The coding region runs from base 48 to 443 and encodes 131 amino acids. The record is from RefSeq and is a predicted model, not a curated record. Gene Ontology annotation, biological process: vesicle-mediated transport. The transcript has 3 exons. NCBI's taxonomy places the organism in Eukaryota, Fungi, Ascomycota, Leotiomycetes, Helotiales, Hyaloscyphaceae.